This is a messenger RNA of Dovyalis caffra, 351 nucleotides long. Lineage: Eukaryota; Viridiplantae; Streptophyta; Magnoliopsida; Malpighiales; Salicaceae. The record is from the annotation of a GenBank genome assembly.
AUGGAUCGGACUCACAUCGGGCCCACGUGGACACAACCAUUUCCUGCCACUGCUGAAUCUUACAAGAACGUAUCUUUAGGCUUAUCUCUCACUGCCUUAAACAACGAUGAUUCCUGGCAAUCGCCAUCUAGUGAAUUUGCAUUCGGUUUCCAGCAGGUUGAAGAUGAUGGCUUCUUAUUAGCAAUCUGGUUCAACAAAAUACCUGAAAAAACCAUUGUUUGGUCAGCCAACAGAAAUAGUCUAAUGCAAAGAGGGACUAAAGUUAAGCUCACGGAAGAUGUCCGAUUAGUGCUUAAUGAUCGAAAAGGCAAACAGAUAUGGUGUGCUGAUACUGCCGGUAGCCAUGCUUGA